Arabidopsis thaliana (thale cress) is the source of this 1279-nucleotide messenger RNA. RefSeq names its product Glycine-rich protein family. The transcript is spliced from 2 exons. The coding region runs from base 26 to 1057 and encodes 343 amino acids. The record is from RefSeq and is marked reviewed. Lineage: Eukaryota; Viridiplantae; Streptophyta; Magnoliopsida; Brassicales; Brassicaceae.
CGAGCAAACUUGUAAACUCAAUUGCAUGGUAGUAAAAAUGAAUACGAAAACGUUUAUUGUAUGGUUUCUUUUGGUAGCGGCGGUUGUUGUAGCUGUUGCGGCAGAGACUUCCGUGGAUGACAAGAAACAAGGUGAAAAGCAAGUAGAGAUACCAACCGUAGAAGGAAAAAACGACGCUAAGGAUAGUCUCAAUAAAGGAGACGUUGGUGUUGAGGCUACCGUUGAGAAAGAGGAAGAAAACAAUUAUGAAAUUGAUCAACAUGGUGGGGGAUGGAAGGGAGGCGGCGGCCAUGGUGGGGGAUGGAAAGGAGGCGGCGGCCAUGGUGGGGGAUGGAAAGGAGGCGGUGGCCAUGGUGGGGGAUGGAAGGGAGGCGGUGGCCAUGGUGGGGGAUGGAAAGGAGGAGGUGGUGGUCGAGGAGGUGGUGGUGGAGGCGGUGCUGAGUUAGAGACCGUAGAAAUAGAUAGUGCGUCAGAUGAGGAUGUACAAAAUUAUAGAGGUGGCCAUGGCGGAGGAUGGAAGGAAGGCGGUGGCCAAGGUGGAGGAUGGAAAGGAGGCGGUGGCCAAGGUGGAGGAUGGAAAGGAGGCGGUGGCCAAGGUGGAGGAUGGAAGGGAGGCGGUGGCCAAGGCGGAGGAUGGAAGGGAGGCGGUGGCCAAGGCGGAGGAUGGAAAGGAGGAGGUGGCCAAGGCGGAGGAUGGAAAGGAGGCGGUGGCCGAGGAGGUGGCGGUGGAGGUGGUGCUGAGUUAGAAAACGAAGAAAUAAAUGGUGCCUCAGAAGAGAUUCAAUGGCAAGGAGGCGGAGGUGGACAUGGCGGAGGAUGGCAAGGAGGCGGAGGUGGACAUGGCGGAGGAUGGCAGGGAGGUGGAGGAGGACAUGGCGGAGGAUGGCAGGGAGGUGGUGGACGAGGAGGAGGAUGGAAAGGAGGUGGUGGACAUGGCGGAGGAUGGCAGGGAGGCGGUGGAAGAGGUGGAGGAUGGAAAGGAGGCGGUGGCGGCGGAGGAUGGAGAGGAGGCGGUGGCGGAGGAGGAUGGAGAGGAGGCGGUGGCGGCGGAGGAUAGAGUAAUCGACCGUCUCUACUCAUCUGAAAACCAAAUAUUAUGAGUAGAAAUAUUAGUGUAAGCAAAUGGUAAACUAUAAUAAACAAAUAACGUCUCAUGCACGGUUUACCGAUGCAUUAAGCCACCUUACGUAGCCUAGCUCAAAGCCUUAACUGUCAUGUAAGUUAUAUCUGUUGCUCUUCGUAUAAUCAAAGAUAAGUGAAUAUUAAAACUUCGAACAAA